This is a messenger RNA of Suillus paluster, 1083 nucleotides long. RefSeq lists its product as uncharacterized. The transcript has 2 exons. Lineage: Eukaryota; Fungi; Basidiomycota; Agaricomycetes; Boletales; Suillaceae. The coding region runs from base 238 to 1029 and encodes 263 amino acids. The record is from RefSeq and is a predicted model, not a curated record.
CGGGAACCAACAGAGUUUGUCUUGCCUGAUAGGCUGACCAGCAACAUAGUUAAUGUACAAGUUUUCAGUCAGCCUCCAUCAUGUCUGGACAAUCAGGUCAGCCAACCAUUGUGCUGCCUCUCAGCACAUUCUGCUCUAGUCGAAACUACGUUUCCUCGCUUUACUCUCACGCCCGCCGCCGUGAAGCGUACGUCGGAAACUGCUCUUGCCCGCCUUUCCUCCAUCUUAUCCACGAGGAUGCCUUCGAGCACUUAUUACCCACCCGGCGGUCUCAGUAAUACCAACCACCCUCCGAUCACUCACAACCAGCUUUGUAUUUCGCUAUCUGACCCGACUCUUGUGGCAGCGGAAGCCAGGUUAAGCCAGAUGGCCCGCCAACGUAAACAGGAGCAAGCUGCGAACUCGAUCUACCAACGACGAGCGGCUGAAGACUUACAAGACCUCAGGCAAGGAGCGCAUGCAAAGUUCAACCCCUUUGGAAGUCCUACGUCAGCCUCGCAAGGUAAUGAUGUCAAGACUGCCAUGCGAUACCUCGCAAAGAUCAAAUCUGUCUGCACUGUUACGUUCAGAAAACCUCGAUAUCUCUCUACAGGCGUCUGUGCCCCACCAUCCUACAUCUUUCUGUAUGAUGCGUUGGAGACUAUCAGAAGUACCCACUCUCUGAAUUCCUUGGCAACAUCGGGCGUGGACGAUACUUUCUUCACCGUGGAUGAGUACAUCCACGUCUCCAAUCUCCCACCCUUAGCAAGUGAAGCUUUCAGAGAAGAACUGUAUAUUCGGGGUUAUCUCAAACGACCCGAUCAGGACGAUCGUCCGCUCCGCUGGCCACGAUGCAUCUUCGUUCCAAGGCUAUUCCGGGUACUCCAUAACCGAUGUUCGAAGCAAGUCCGUGGCUGUACCCGGUUCCUCCAGAAGCCCUCAACACCCGUCUCCAAAGGCCAUUGGCCGGCGCGGAGGACUUACAGUUGCCGAAGUGCUCAAGGUUGGCACAACCUUUUGUGCGCCAUGCGAACUCUGCUCACUCCAUAGGUGUAGUCUGCCAAUAUCGAGGAGGACCCUGGUACCCCCACUCUGACAAGACCA